AUUGUAUUCUCUCGCGAGUGGUUCUGGCCAAAGCACACCUCAUCCUCGAGUCUCGUGGAAGACCACCUUCUGGGGCACGUCUGGCGUCAAUCACAGUGCUAAUGAGAGGCCGUGUGUGAGGAAACGAGUCCGCGAAAGAGUAUCAACAUUCACGAGGCAGUGAUUAAUCGUCAAUUUGCAAGUUUGUGCGUGUGCGUGUGUGUGUUUGUUUGGAAUAUGAAGUGAAGUUGAUGUUCCGAAGAUGCUCAAUCAAGGGACAAUUCUCACGAUCGUGACGACUCUUGUCACUGUCAGUUGCGCAUACGAUCAGGAUUACGUGGCACAGAAGCGUCCAAUCUAUCUGGAAUCCGAGGUGGGAUCCUACGUGGUGUUCAACUGUCGCCUGGACUUCCCACUGGACACCCCAAUUCCCUAUGUUCUGCACUGGAUCAAAGACGGCAAAAAUGUCUUUUCGUGGUACGACGGAGAACUUUCGGCGUCCAGCAACUUCAUUGGCCGCAUAAAUCUGCUGGACAAUGAGUAUGGUCUCGGGAAGGCAUCUGUGAAUCUCACAGCCUUGCGGGAGUCUGACGGUGGAUGGUAUCAGUGCAAAGUGAUCUUCCCCAAUCGGACUCCCAGUACUCGUGGCAACGGCACGUGGUUUCAUCUCACCGUUGACGGACGUCACAAUCUGCUGAAAGUUCCUCCUAUCAAUCUAACCGUCAUUGAGGGUGACGACGCCUUCUUCCACUGCACACUCAAGCAUCCAGACACAUCCAGGGUUCAGUGGAGACAGCGAAAUGUCCUCAUCAGCGAUUUACCACAUCUCCAGAGUCGCUCUCAAAUAAUGCCCGAUGGAAAUCUGCGCAUCAGUCCGACAACAAUGAGCGAUAUUGGAGAUUACUUCUGUGAGAUCACUGAUGAUCUCAGGAAUGAGAAGCAACUCGCCAGGGCGUAUCUCAAUGUCGAAUAUAAAGCCAAAGUAAUCUACGCUCCUCCUGAAGUUUAUCUGCCAUACGGACAGCAGGCCAUUCUCGACUGUCACUUCCGUGCCAAUCCACCGCUGACGAAUCUUCGCUGGGAGAAGGAUGGCUUCCUCUUCGAUCCCUACAAUGUUCAAGGGGUUUUCUACAAGAGGAACGGAAGUCUCUUCUUCAGCAAAGUCGACGAUUCCCAUGCUGGAGUUUACCAAUGUCAACCAUUUAAUGCCUUGGGAACGGAUGGAAAGAGUCCCUUGAUAAACGUUAUUGUUCAGCAUCCUCCAAUUCUGACAGUGAAACCGAAGCCAGUCUACAUUCACAAGCUGGGCGACACUGUGGAAAUGACGUGCGAUGCCAGGGACAGAAAAGGACUUCACAGGCCUAUAAUUCACUGGACAAGGAAGGAUGGCGUUCCUCUGCCCUAUGAUCGAUUCUCCACUGAAGGUGGGAAUCUCACCAUUGAGAAAAUUGUGGAGAGCGACAGAGGAAUCUAUCAGUGUUCUGUUACAAAUGAAGCCGCCACAGUUACAGCAGACACUGAGCUUUUGAUCGAGAAUGUGGCCCCUCGGCCGCCCUUCAACUUGACCGCCAACAGCACUGAUACGAGAAUCACCCUCAAGUGGAUUCCGGGAAGCGUCGCCAGACCCAGUAUCACAUAUAUAAUUUGGUACCGACUGGCUGAGGCUGCAGAGUGGAGAACGCUCAAAGUGCCCUCGAGGAGUACAAUGGAGGCCACAGUGACUAAUUUGGAGCCAGGCAAGGAGUAUGAAUUCAUGGUUCUCGGACAGGACAACUAUGGGGAUGGGGUCUUCAGCAAGGCAUUCAGAUAUUUCACGAAACCGCGAGAGUUCAAAGACGCCCAACAAUAUCGAGAUCCUAUUCACCAGUUCAUACAAAUUGGGCCUCCUCGGAAUCUGAGCGUAGAUCAGACACCGGAUGGCAACUACUUGGUAACGUGGGAUGCCCCGGAAUAUGGGAAGGAGAUGCUGAGAAUCUACGUGGUGCGCUGGUGGCUUGAACCCAGGCACAGCCUCCACGGCACCGCUGAGACACGCAACACGGAGUACCUGGUGAGUCAGCUGGACGAGGAUGAGCUGUACAUCUUCCAGGUCUUCUCACUCUCCACCUCUGACUACGAGGCGGGAAGCAAUGAGUUCGAGAUCUACGUGCCGCCGUACAGAAGGAUGCGCGCCAUCGCGAUAGGCACAGCCGCAGGGCUUAUGUUCCUUCUCGUGGCCCUUCUGGUCUUUGUCUACAUGCGGAGGAAGUGGUUUGGCAGCAUUCACAGCAGCAUCGAGAAGAUUGGUCACUGAGGACACACAGAGAAUUGGACAAAAAAUCAUCAACAAUUAAUUUCAACUUCUUUCAAAUUCUCCUUCGUUGACUCACGUCUUCAACUCUCUUGGUUCUUCACCUCUUUUUUACGUUACCAUUGUAAAUCAUUGUAUUGAGAGAAUAUUCGUGGAGUUUUUGUACCCCCAAAUAUAAAGUAUGAGAUGUGAGGUAAUUUUGCAGAGGAAUAAAGUUCAAAGUCAAGGACUUUUCUACGAACAGUUCUUGAGGCAAAUUCAAUUUAGCACUUUACAUCGGCUUCAUUUUCCUAGAAUCACUCUGUCGCAGAUGUUAUAUUUUCACUUAUUAUGGAAGUAACGUUUUAGCGAUUAUGUGACAAUUUUCUUCUCUAAUAACUGUCCUAACACGCGAUUUCACUUGAGUUC
Molecule: messenger RNA, 2677 nt
Organism: Phlebotomus argentipes
Lineage: Eukaryota; Metazoa; Arthropoda; Insecta; Diptera; Psychodidae
Gene: bdl
Product: protein borderless
Exons: 9
Coding region: 242-2272 (676 amino acids)
Biological process (GO): axon guidance; dendrite self-avoidance; homophilic cell-cell adhesion
Cellular component (GO): axon; plasma membrane
Molecular function (GO): cell-cell adhesion mediator activity
Source: RefSeq, a predicted model, not a curated record